Chenopodium quinoa (quinoa) is the source of this 454-nucleotide messenger RNA. RefSeq names its product alpha-latrocrustotoxin-Lt1a-like. The coding region runs from base 23 to 454 and encodes 143 amino acids. The record is from RefSeq and is a predicted model, not a curated record. The transcript has a single exon. Gene Ontology annotation, molecular function: protein binding. NCBI's taxonomy places the organism in Eukaryota, Viridiplantae, Streptophyta, Magnoliopsida, Caryophyllales, Amaranthaceae.
GGCCAACAAGGAGGCGAAGCCGAUGGAUUGGAGUGUCAAGAAUGAAGACGGCAACACGCCCUUGCAUGUUGCAUUUCUCAAACGCAAGUUUGAGGUUGCUGAAUGGUUGGUGAAAGAGUAUCCUGAGCUGGUUGCUGUAACCAACGAAGAUGGGAAUACUCCUCUUCAUGUUGCGGCAGCAGUGGACGAUGUGAGCAUUUUCAAGGUACUAUUUAUCGAUAAAGAUAUUGUAAAAUGGCAGCCGACAGGGAGGUUGAAGAAUAAAGAAGGCAACACGCCGCUACAUGUUGCAAUUAUCAAUUACAAUUGGAAUAAAACUGCUAGAUUGCUACUGGAACUGUAUCCUGAGUGUGCUCGUGUUACCAACAAUUCCAAGCAGACGCCUCUUCAUCUUGCAAUUACCAAAUAUCCAUUUUUGGGUAACUACUCGAUCCCUCUGCUCUCACUAAUAUAA